This is a messenger RNA of Mesitornis unicolor (brown roatelo), 2532 nucleotides long. RefSeq names its product solute carrier family 39 (zinc transporter), member 10 (gene SLC39A10). Bases 1 to 2532 code for a protein of 843 amino acids. The record is from RefSeq and is a predicted model, not a curated record. Gene Ontology annotation, cellular component: membrane. Gene Ontology annotation, molecular function: zinc ion transmembrane transporter activity. The transcript has 10 exons. Gene Ontology annotation, biological process: positive regulation of B cell receptor signaling pathway; intracellular zinc ion homeostasis; zinc ion import across plasma membrane. Lineage: Eukaryota; Metazoa; Chordata; Aves; Mesitornithiformes; Mesitornithidae.
AUGAAGGUACACAUGCACACAAAAUUUUGCAUCAUUUGUUUGCUGACAUUUAUCUUUCAUCAGUGCAAUCACUGCCAUGGAGAUGGACAUAACCAUGGUCCUAAAGCGGACCAUGACAGCAAUGGAGGAGCAGAAUCUACACCGAGUAAAUUUUCAACAUUGGAAGCUGAAAAUGAACAAAAAUACUACAUUGAAAAGAUUUUUGAUCGAUAUGGUGAAAAUGGAAGAUUAUCCUUUUUUGGCCUGGAAAAACUGUUGAUAAGCCUUGGUUUAGGAGAGGUAAAAGUAGUGAUGAUAAAUCAUGAUGAUAUUGGCCAUGAUCAUGUUUCUCAUUUAUAUGCUUUAGAAGUACAGGAAGGAAAGCAUUCUUACUCUCAUAACCAUCCUCAUAGCCACUCGGAUUCAGAAAACCAAACCAUGAUUGGUAUGGCUGCAAAGAGAAAUCAUAAAUGUGACCCUGAGAGAGACACAGUAGUGCCGUCAGGGAAAGAUGAUGGCAAACACAUUCAUGACCAGAGUCACCAUCACCAUCAUCACCACCCUCGCCUACAUCAUCAUGACCGUAAUGGUACACAUCAUUCUCGUAAUGAUUCAGUUAGUCAUAGUGAGCAUGGAGAACAGAACCACGAACCUUCGACAGAGACAAACACAACUCAGGAUCAGCCAGAAAGAAAACAACGGAAACAGAAGAAGAAGCAAAAGAAGAUCAGUGAGACUUCAGGAGAUGCUGCACGGGAUUAUGUCCCGGAUCAUGAUCCAGGUGAUCAGUAUGAGCACAAUCGUGUUCAUAAACAUGAUCAUGUACAUGAUGCAUCUCACUUGCAUGUACACCGUCACGAGCACAGUAGCGAUCGCUCUACUAGUCAUGGACGUCAGGAUUCCAGUGUAGGUAAUGAGGAUGGACACCACCAUACCAGCAAGCGAGAGGCACCUCAUAAGCAGAAUGCUGUAAGAAAACAUGCUAUUUUUUCAACACGUAGUCAUAAGGAUCAUAACGAAGACGAACGUGAUCGUGAAGAGUGCUUAAAUGUUACUCAGCUGCUACGAUACUAUGGUCUGGAAACCAGCUCUCCAAUAUCUCCUGAAUUGUUUAUAUACAUGUGUCCUGCUUUGCUGUACCAGAUUGAGAGAAGACUUUGUAUUGUACAUUAUGAUGAGCUUGAAGAUUUUAUGAAAAGUAAAAAUGCAUCAGUUGAGAAUAAGGAUAAAACAGGUGCAUCAGCCUGGUUUUGUGGUAUCAUCUCUAUCACCGUCAUUAGCCUGCUUUCCUUGCUAGGUGUGAUCUUGGUCCCCAUCAUUAACCAAUGGUGCUUCAAAUUUCUUCUAACUUUCUUGGUAGCUCUGGCUGUAGGAACAAUGAGUGGAGAUGCACUACUCCAUCUUUUGCCGCAUUCACAUGGAGGCCACAACCACAGUCACCACCAUGGCCAUGGUCAUGUCCAUGAACACAAGCGUUCUCAUCGACAUGCCCACGGACAUGGAGUACGGACUGAAGGCUUUCUAGAAGAAAAUGACCCAGUGCUGAAGGGUCUUGUGGCACUUGGAGGCAUUUAUGUUUUGUUCAUCAUUGAACAUUGUAUAAGAAUGUACAAGCAUUACAAUAAACAAAAGAGUAAGCAGAAAUGGUGCAAGAAAAAACAAACUGAAGAAUCUCCAAUUGGAAGGAAACUUUCAGAUCACAAAUUAAAUAGUAGACCAGAUGCUGACUGGCUUCAGCUCAAACCCCUUGCAGGAGCAGACGACUCAGUUUUAUCUGAAGAUCGACUCAAUGAAACUGAACUGACUGAUUUAGAUGGCCAGCUGGAAUCCCCUCCCAAAAACUUCUUGUCUGUAGAAGAGGACAACAAUAUGCACCAUUCUCACAAUGAUGUCUCACAUGCUGCUCAAGAGCAUGAUCUUCACGAUUCAGAGUAUGACAGCCAUGGCGAAGAUAAAAUGAUAGCUAGAAAACACAGUCACCACUGGCAUCACAAACAUUCCCAUCAUUCCCAUGGCCACUGUCAUUCUGGAAAAGACCUGAAAGAUACUGGGAUAGCUAAUAUUGCUUGGAUGGUAAUUAUGGGAGAUGGCAUUCACAACUUUAGUGAUGGCUUAGCAAUCGGAGCAGCUUUUAGUGCUGGACUGACAGGAGGCAUCAGUACAUCUAUAGCAGUAUUUUGUCAUGAGCUUCCCCAUGAAUUAGGUGACUUUGCUGUGCUUCUUAAAGCAGGUAUGACAGUAAAGCAAGCGAUUGUGUACAACCUCCUGUCUGCCAUGAUGGCUUACAUAGGGAUGCUGAUAGGCACAGCGGUGGGACAGUAUGCUAACAACAUCACCUUGUGGAUUUUUGCAGUCACUGCAGGCAUGUUCCUCUAUGUGGCACUGGUUGACAUGCUUCCAGAAAUGCUUCAUGGAGAUGGAGAUAAUGAAGAGCACGGUUAUUGUCCUGUGGGGCAGUUCAUUCUUCAGAAUCUAGGCCUGCUUCUUGGAUUUGCCAUCAUGCUGGUGAUUGCCCUCUAUGAAGAUAAAAUUGUGCUUGACAUCCAGUUUUGA